UGCAAAUAGCUUUAUUUUGAAAAUAACUUUAUUAUUUAUUUACAUUCGAUUCCGUUGUGGUUGGUCACGAGAAGGUGAAUUAUAUAUUAGCAAAAUGAUAACACAGCGUUUAUUGAUCAGAUCUAUUGGAAAGACCAAACUAUUAAGUACAUACAGAAAUUUCUCCGAGCACAACAUACGGAAAUUGUCAUCAGCAGUAGAAAAAGGAAACAGUGAUGCAACCCUUCAAAUCAUACCGGCCUACCUCACCUUCCACGGUCAAUGGCCAAUACAGGAUCAGUGCCAGUUUAUCGCCGACAUGACCGUGGUUCCGGGUUUUAUCAGCGAGACCGAAGAACGAUCUUUAUUGGAGGAAAUCGAACCCUAUUUGAAACGGAUGCGAUACGAGUUUGAUCACUGGGACGACGCAAUCCACGGAUAUCGCGAAACGGAACGAAAACACUGGUAUCCCGCCAACCGGGAGGUUUUCGAUCGGGUGAAAGCAAUGGCUUUCCAGGGAGAAACUUUGCCUUACAUCCAUGUGUUAGAUCUGUCCAAAGAAGGUGUCAUAAAGCCCCAUGUGGAUAGCGUUAGAUACUGCGGAACCACAAUCGCAGGCAUAAGCCUGCUUUCGGACUCAGUUAUGAGAUUGGUGAGAACCAACGAUGAGGAACAAACUAAUGCGGACUACCGGCAAACUUUUGACACAAAUCGUGAUGAUAAGUAUUGGUCGGAUGUUUUUCUUGCAAGAAGAUCCCUUUACGUAAUGAAAGACACGGCGAGAUACAAGUUUACCCACGAGAUCCUGGCCGGUGCUGAUUCGAUUUUCAAAGAAAAAAGCGUGGAAAAGAGACGGCGAGUAUCGAUUAUAUGCAGGAACGAGCCUUAGUAAAUAAUUUAAUAACGAAGAACUGUAAAUAAAAUGUAUAG
Messenger RNA from Toxorhynchites rutilus septentrionalis, 909 nucleotides. Its product is annotated as alpha-ketoglutarate-dependent dioxygenase alkB homolog 7, mitochondrial. Bases 95 to 868 code for a protein of 257 amino acids. The record is from RefSeq and is a predicted model, not a curated record. The transcript has 4 exons. Gene Ontology annotation, cellular component: mitochondrial matrix. NCBI's taxonomy places the organism in Eukaryota, Metazoa, Arthropoda, Insecta, Diptera, Culicidae. Gene Ontology annotation, biological process: fatty acid metabolic process; DNA damage response.